Molecule: messenger RNA, 1074 nt
Organism: Penicillium vulpinum
Lineage: Eukaryota; Fungi; Ascomycota; Eurotiomycetes; Eurotiales; Aspergillaceae
Exons: 2
Coding region: 1-1074 (357 amino acids)
Source: RefSeq, a predicted model, not a curated record
AUGCAAAGACCUGAUCCGACGGCGCCGCUCAACUAUGCGAACCAAGGCAACAUCAUCGUUAUUUCAGGUAUCGCAUUGACUGUGCUGGCAGUGUUCUCGUCGGGGCUGCGCUUCCAAACGCGAAUCUUCUAUUCCAAGUCCUUCAGCUGGGAUGACGGGUUCUUGGUGGUUGCUGUGACUGGGGUGAUUUUGACUCUCGCCUUCAACCUGCUAGCUGUACGGUAUGGCUACGGGAGGCACGUCGCGACGCUGCUAGUAACAGGCCCCGAUCCGGCCGUGGCGCUCAAGUACCAGAUUGUGUCCGAGGCAACCAACAUGUUCGCGAUGAUGGCGCUCAAAGUGAGCUUAGGGAUGAGCUUUGUGCGGCUGCGACUGGGCGAGAGAAUAACAUGGGGCAUCUACGUCACAGUGGCGAUUGCACUGCUGUGCAAUCUGUGCGCGCUGAUCGCGAUCCUGGGCCAGUGCAGGCCGAUGGAGCGAGCGUGGAACAUGGGGAUACCCGGAAAUUGUUGGUCAAAUGAGGUCAAGACAGUGACCUGGUACGUGCAGUCGGCCGGCAACAUACUAUCAGACCUGGUCUUCACUAUUGGCCCGCUGGUAUACUUGUCGAAGAUCAAAGUGUCUCGGUAUCACCGGUGGGCGCUGCGAGGUGUCUUCUGCCUUGGCCUGCUUGCCACGGGUUGCGGUAUCGUCAAGACGGUCGAGCUGCGGCAGCUGCUGUUGGGUGGUGACCCGACGUGGGACACGAUUAACUUAACGGUGUGGUACACAGCGGAAAUAGCGACUGGCAUAUUUGCAGCAUCGCUGCCAGCGCUUAAGGCGCGCUUCGAGGCGCUGCUCUUCUACAUGUUUCAUAUCAAAGCAGGUUCGGGAUACCGCUCGGGGCCGCUGUCGCAUACAGGCACCGCAAUUACACGCACGGGGAAGAGCCAGACAUAUAUUAUGGAUAGGGAAUUAGCUGAUCUGCGCAACGGGACCAACCGUUCCCAGUUCAGAAACGACGACUGGGCCAGCGAUCGGCAGAUCCUGCACUCUUCUCCACAAAUCUUCGCGGAGGAGAGGCGGAGCUCGUAA